AUGUUAACCGCUUCAAAGUGUAUAUUGGUUCAGUGUGAUCCUUCGAUCCGGGCUUUGAUAUUACAAAUCAAUGAUGAAAGGCCAGGUAUUGUUAUUGACGAAUUGGAUGAUACACAUUUAUUGGUUAAGUCAGACAAAGUAGAUAUCGUCAAGCAAGAGUUGAAUAAGUUAUUAUCGAAAAAUAUCUACAAUCCAUUUGAUGAAGAAUAA
Scheffersomyces amazonensis is the source of this 210-nucleotide messenger RNA. RefSeq names its product TFIIH complex subunit. The record is from RefSeq and is a predicted model, not a curated record. Bases 1 to 210 code for a protein of 69 amino acids. Gene Ontology annotation, cellular component: transcription factor TFIIH holo complex; transcription factor TFIIH core complex. Gene Ontology annotation, biological process: transcription initiation at RNA polymerase II promoter; transcription by RNA polymerase II; nucleotide-excision repair, preincision complex assembly. The transcript has a single exon. NCBI's taxonomy places the organism in Eukaryota, Fungi, Ascomycota, Pichiomycetes, Serinales, Debaryomycetaceae.